UGUAUACUUGCUUGUUCAGUUGCUUUAAGGCAGGGAAAAGUGGUAUCCUCAGAGAGAGAAAGAGAGUGAGAGGCUCAUCAAAUAUUAAAAUAAAGCAAAAAAAAAAACUAAUUUUUUUUUGCUAUAACAACAAUGCCACUCAACCUAGAGUCAUUUCCUGGUUUGCUUUCAAGGCUGAGCAUGGAUAUCUACUCUACUCUCUUUCUGUUCUGACUGCUGAAGUUUUUGUAUGGUAUUUUGUUCUGAGGAUAGUAGUGAUUGCGAUCAAAAUCUGGGUUUCUUCCACUUUCAGUUAUGGGUAGUAACAGCAGAGGAAAGGAUGGUGAAGGCACUUCUGGAGUUAAAAAGGAUGAGUACGAACAAGACAUCAAAUUUCUGCCACCUGAAGUGCUUUAUGGCAAUACUAAUGGAUUCACUGAUCCAUUGGUGGUUCAGUUACCUCCACAUGGCCCUGGACCAUAUGAGCCACCACCUCCUUUGCUCAUACAACCCCAGUAUAUCCAUGAGGGGAAAGAAAGAAAUUUGAUCAAAGCAAUAAGAAAUAAGCUUCCUAUCAAGGUCCCUGUGGCUGCCAUGCAAAUGCAAAGACCAGCAGCGGUAGCGCAAUCCCUGCCACAAAAUGGAUAUGUAGAAUCUGUGAUUCAUGAAAGGCUGAAAAGUGUGAGGAUAACAUGGAACCAUGCAGCCACGGAUGUUGCUAUUGCAGGAUCAUGGGAUAACUGGAAGACCACGGAGCCCCUGAUGAGAGUAGAUCAAAAUUUUGUCAUUGUUAAAACACUCCCGAUAGGUAUCUAUCAUUACCGUUUCAUUGUAGAUGGCUACUUGACACAUGCUCCAGAGUUCCCAUCGGCUUCUGAUGAUUCAGGUUAUGGCUACAAUAUAUUGGAUUUGCAGGAUUAUAUCCCAGAAAUAGUUGCAAACUUCUCCGAUUUUGAAGAUCCUCCAUCAUCACCAUCGAGUUAUGAUAACACAUACUUAAAUGAAGAGGAGUUCAGCAAGCCCCCGCCAGAAUUACCACCUCAACUACCAGUGGCAAUAAGACAUGAGGCUUCUUCAUCCGCAAGUGGUAGUCGUUUUGUCCCUAGGCCCACGCAUUUGGAACUGAAUCAUCUAUACAUCCACAAAACUGAUAGGGGUCAAUUUGUGGCACUACGAUCAACUUACAAGUUUCAACACAAAUAUAUUACUACGGAACUGUACAAGUCCUUACGCAGGGAAAGAUGAUGAAGCAUUAAGAUUUUUGUCUGCUAUUGAACUUGCCUCGUCUAAGCUGCCCUUAUGAGAACACUUGUUAAGGUCAUUAAGUUAAUGUGUAGAAAAUUGAUUGGAAUAGGUAAAUGAAAAAUUGCUUUCCAUGUAAAAAACUUAAGGGAAUGUUAUUUUAUUCUGGCAGUCCGCAGUCAAUAUAUACAAUACAUUUCAUACUAGUGUUUUUUUUAUAAGCAGCAUACUCGUAGUAGUUGACUAGUUGUCCUUCUUUCAAGGUAUUACAAUUUGAAAUUGGAUAUGCUAGCUUAUUGCA
This is a messenger RNA of Glycine soja, 1522 nucleotides long. RefSeq names its product SNF1-related protein kinase regulatory subunit beta-2-like. The record is from RefSeq and is a predicted model, not a curated record. The coding region runs from base 295 to 1224 and encodes 309 amino acids. Gene Ontology annotation, molecular function: protein binding. NCBI's taxonomy places the organism in Eukaryota, Viridiplantae, Streptophyta, Magnoliopsida, Fabales, Fabaceae. The transcript is spliced from 6 exons.